CAUUGGACUCUUUCAUCUUCUGUUUCUUUUCAACAGGUUAAAAGUGGAGUUGGAACAGAAACACAAGCAGUGGUUGUCAUGUCAACAGAGGUGCAACAGUGUACAGGAGCAGCUGUCGUCUCAGGAGCAGAGAGGGCAACAAAUGAGGCAGAAGUACCGUGCAGCUGUGGAGGAAGCCACACAAGGGAGGAAAGUCCUGGAGAGGAGCCAGCAGGAAACAACACAACUGAGGAAAGAGAGGGACCUUCUCAUAGAGUCUCAUGGAAGAGCUUUGACAAAAAUGAAGGAGGACUUCAGGCAGCAACUGGCCACAAAGGUGUCUGAUGCCCUCAAAGAGCAGAGAUCCCAGAAUGCACUGUACUUAAAAGAGCAGAUGGAGAAGUUUCGCAGAGAAGUGGAGCUUGAGCUCAGUAUCGACAUGGAGAAGAACCAGCUGCUGCUGCAACACUGGCAACGAGAGAAUUCCCAACUUCAGAAAAAGUUGAAGGAGAAAAAUCUUCAGCUGCAAGAUCUGCAUGACGAGCUGCUGCAGGAGAAGAGCAGCAUGGAGGAGCAGAGAAGAACACAAGAUGAACGAGUCCAACAGGAGGCGCUACAGCUGAGCCAAGCCAAAACUGAAGUGGACUUACUGGCUGAGGAGAACACUGAACUUCACCAAGAGGUGGCGUUACUCCAAGAGGCCGUGAGGAGGGAGUGCGAGGAGCGGGAGGAGCUGACUGCCGCCCUUUCUCGAGCCCAACAGGAGCUGUGCGAGCGGCGAUCCCGUGUGUCUCACCAGGGCGCCUCGGGGCCUCGGCCAGACUCCAUACAGAGGCCGACUGCCCGGGGGCAGAAGAAUUUCCAUCUCCACAGCCAACCCCGGGCACCUCUCACUCGCUCUCCAGCCUCCCCAAACACACUCCGACACUCCCCUCCCGGCACAGACAAAGACGGAGGCCGGGGAACAGAUGGAGGGGAAGCAGAGAGGAAUGCGGAGUCCCGGAAAAGUGCUGCGGCGUUCGGCGAAGACAAAAGACGCGAGGAGACCCUGCCUCGGCUGAAAGCGAGUGAAGUCAAACACAAGGUCAGCACAGUGACAACAAGGAAGGACAAAGUAUAGGGAGCAGAUCUAUGUGAGCUCUCCUUGCAGUAUUGAACCAGAAGCAAGAUCGUGGUAUUGGUGCCUCCCUGUUUCUAACAGUAUUUAUUUGGUUGCUCUUAAGACUCCUUCAUCACCGCCUCUGAAAACUGACACGCAAAUGAAGCUCAGGGCACGACGUCUGAUCUUGUUGAUACAAAAGUAAACUCCCAGUACACACAACUCUCCAACAGUCAUCCACUUGUUCCCUCACAACCUGACUCAUGCAGUCUCAGUGGCACGCACUCGACACACACACACACACAUACACUCAUGCACAGCCUGUCAUGAGGGCAGGGCUGAAGUGGCAUGACAGCGUGUCCCCUGCCACCCAUGGACACAAACAAAAGGCAGGCAAACACAAAAGAAACUACAGCAAACACCCCCAGUAAAACACACACACACACACACACCACGUAUGUGACAGGCUUUGUGUGUUACUGACAUCAUUCACUCCAGUGGAAGGUCUUUCCAUCCUCCCCUUCUCUGCUCACUUCCUCCCCUUUCGGGAUGCGUAAAGUGUGUGUGUGGCAUGGAAGUAAUUUCCCCACUCGCUGGCACACGGCACACAAGCUUUUGAUUCGACUUCUCUCUGUCCCUCCUUCCAAUCCAUCUGCGAGAGGACGCACAUGUGCACAUCGUUUGCUCAAAAAAGGUGGAUUUUUUUUUUUUUCAUCCUGCCAACGUUUCCUGUUUGCCAAAACACAUACACACACACUCACACGGUUUAUCUGCUGAAAACCUUGGUCCAUACAGAGAGGAUGUGCUGAAUUACUGAACAAUGAACAUUUUGUGCUGCUGAAACCUACUUUUCUGCCUUUGAUGUGUUUCUCUGAGGGUUUA
This is a messenger RNA of Salarias fasciatus (jewelled blenny), 1960 nucleotides long. RefSeq names its product leucine-, glutamate- and lysine-rich protein 1-like. The record is from RefSeq and is a predicted model, not a curated record. The coding region runs from base 143 to 1099 and encodes 318 amino acids. The transcript has 5 exons. NCBI's taxonomy places the organism in Eukaryota, Metazoa, Chordata, Actinopteri, Blenniiformes, Blenniidae.